Messenger RNA from Panicum hallii, 402 nucleotides. RefSeq lists its product as uncharacterized. Lineage: Eukaryota; Viridiplantae; Streptophyta; Magnoliopsida; Poales; Poaceae. The transcript has a single exon. The record is from RefSeq and is a predicted model, not a curated record. The coding region runs from base 1 to 402 and encodes 133 amino acids.
AUGUCGGUACGUGCUGCGCUGAAGGACCCAAACUGGUGCGACACCAUGCAACAAGAGUUCAGCGCUCUCCAAUCCAACAAGAUCUGGACUCUUGUGCCACGCCCGCCCGGAGCUCACGUCAUCACUGGCAAGUGGAUAUUCCGCGUCAAGCUCAAGUCCGACGGAUCAUUGGAUCGCUGCAAGGCCCAAUGGGUCGUGUGUGACUUCCACCAACGACCCGGGAUCGACUUCACCGAGACGUUCUCACCAGUAGUCAAGCCGGCUACGAUCCGCACCGUGCUCACCCUCAUCGCCUCCAAGAACUGGCCAGCGCAUCAACUCGAUGUCUCCAACGCGUUCCUCCAUGACGACAUCGCAGAACGCGUCUUGGCGCAGCCAACCAAAUUCGAGGAUCCACAAUGA